UGGGUAUCUGCAAUGGCUAAAGACGAGAAAUAUUAUAAUUUUAAGAUUAGGAUUGAUUCUCCAAGGACUAUACAGGCGAUGGAGAAUUUAGGUAUUGAGAAAGAAGAUUUUAUUAUUAAGACUAAAGACAACUUUAGAGAAGAAGGAAGGACUGAGGAGGUAGUCAAUCUGAGGUAUAACUAUUAUGUUAAGAGAUACAAUGUUACUAUUAAGUCUCUCCUUGAGGAAAGAAAAUAAGCUGGUUAAGAGGAGUCAGUAUAAUUAUGAUAGGCCAAGAACUUCAGUUUAUAAUACACCUACAAAUAUGAAUAGCAGAAAGCCUUGUGAUAAAUUACAAUCAUUAAAGACACUGAAAUCCCAAAAUACUUUGAAGCCACCUUCAUCUCCCCAAAAGAACGUUCCAAGCUCUCCAUCUAAACCUAUGCAUCAAAAUUUAUCAGUGCCAAGAAUGCAAGAGCCUGGCUUGGAGCAGUCUCCAGCUGAUAAGCAGUAUUCAAAAAUUUUAAGAAACUUCUCCAAAGAGCAAAAAGUGAACGACCAAAGGAUCAAAGAAUGCCUUGUGAUAGAGAACAGGAGGAAAAUCCUUGCCAAAAAGGAGAAGAAGGACAAGCAGACCAUCCUGCAAUAUAAGUUAGAAAAGAAACAUGAGCGAGAAAUGAUGAUUAAACACAGGAAAGCUAAACUUGAUCGUGUAAGAAUGCAUAAAAGUACCAUCCAGAGCAAGCAAGACAAGAAAAGAAGAGCUAUUGAGAAAGAGUUCAAGACUAAGUCUCGUCAUCAGUUUAGUUCAACUGGAAUGUUCCAUAAAGAACAAGGAAAACAGAAAGACAAGUUGUCUACUCUUGCAAACUCGAGGAUAAGACCCUUCACUGGCAGCUCUCAAAAGAUGCGUAGAUCUACCAACAGUGAAAUCAGGGCGGAAACAGACAUUGAUCUUCAGUUGGGAAGGAUUGAAGCUCGGAUAGAAAGAGCUAGUAUGAACCACCUCCGCUCAAUGAAUAAGGUUGCUAAGACUCAGAAAUCCAACAACGAGCAGGUUGAAAGAAUCAACCAUAAUUUCAAAUAAAGAGAGUAAGCAAAAAGAAGAGGAAAAUCUUCAAGCUUUUGUCAAAAGAUACCACGAUAAGCACAAGAAGGUGAAAGGAGUCAUAGAAGAUUCCAAGCUCCAUAAGCUUAACCAAAAAACCAAGGAGGACCAGGUCUACAAAAAGUUCUUAGAAAAUCUUGCUCUAGAGAAGAGAUAUAAUGAAAAAUAGAAGGAAAGAAUUGUUAAAGAAUUACCACAAGAAAGUCAAUAAAGCAGAAUAUCGUAAAUAAGGAAAUCCAUCAACAGAUCAUUGCAAGGAAGAAAGAACUUGAGCAAAUUAGAAUGGAAAACAGGAUAGAAAACCAUAAGCGAGAGGAGAGAAAAAUGAUGCUAAAGAAGCUCACAGUUAUAGAGAAAGAUGUACUCAGAGACACUUCAAAGCCCUUUCUACAGACUGAUAAAAUCAAUAAGGACCUAUUGAACAUUAAGCAUAAGAAUCGUCACAGGGUUAGUAGCACUAUUUCGAAAGUCCAGACUGCAGAACCCAUGAAGAGAGAUAAAAUCAAGAAAAUAGUCAAAAAAGUAGCACCAGAACUUCAAGUUGAGGAAUUCGUAGAUGAUGAUAAGGAAGAAAAGAAAGAAGAAGAUAAUGAAUAACUCCAAAGUUG
Molecule: messenger RNA, 1695 nt
Organism: Moneuplotes crassus
Lineage: Eukaryota; Ciliophora; Spirotrichea; Euplotida; Euplotidae
Source: the annotation of a GenBank genome assembly